UGUGCUUACGAACAUGGUCAAAAAAAUUAAUAUUCUAUUAGCUAUAUUUGUUAUGAUAAAUUGUAUUGGAUGUAUAUACGCUGAACAAGAUUCAAAAGUAUAUGAUGAUCCAGAAGAUAAUCUCGAGAAUUGCAAAAACAUUGGUGUCAGUAAUGGUAAGUUAAUAUAUUAUUUUACUUUACAACAUACUUUGAGAAUAACUCACCACCCACCCACAUGUGUUUCCUUGUCUUACGAACGUAAUGCCAGAAAAUUUCAGUCUAUUCGACCUAAUUAUUUAUUGUUUAUUUUAAUUGACUCAUCAUUAAACAUCGUGAUCGGAAUAUUGUCCAUUAUCUAGGUAUAAUGAU
Molecule: messenger RNA, 350 nt
Organism: Metopolophium dirhodum (rose-grain aphid)
Lineage: Eukaryota; Metazoa; Arthropoda; Insecta; Hemiptera; Aphididae
Exons: 3
Coding region: 14-340 (108 amino acids)
Source: RefSeq, a predicted model, not a curated record